CAGAGUGACACCAGAUCCUGUCGCCACAGCGUGCAGCAUGGGGUCUGAUGAUUCGUACAACUUUGUCUUUAAAGUGGUUUUGAUAGGGGAGUCUGGUGUGGGAAAAAGCAACAUUCUGUCCCGCUUCACCAAAAAUGAGUUUAAUCACGACAGCCGCACAACCAUCGGUGUGGAGUUCAGCACGCGGACAGUUCAGCUGGAGAACUUCUCCAUCAAAGCUCAAAUCUGGGACACGGCUGGGCUGGAGCGCUACAGGGCCAUCACCUCAGCGUAUUACAGGGGAGCGGUCGGGGCCCUGUUGGUCUAUGACAUCACCAAGCACCUGACCUAUGAGAGCGCCGAGCGGUGGCUGAAGGAGCUGUUUGACCACGCGGACCCUCACAUGGUGGUCAUGCUGGUGGGGAACAAGAGAGACCUGGAGACCCUCCGGACCGUGCCCAAAGAGGAGGCCAGGGACUUUGCAGAGAAGAAAGGUUUAAUGUUUAUGGAAACAUCAGCGUUGGACUCCAGCAACGUCGAGGCUGCUUUCAAUGAAGUCCUCUCUGCGAUCCACAGGAAGGUGGCCAGCAGAGAGGUGACCCGCGGCUCCAUUAGUGCUGUAACUCUAUCCAGCCCCAUCGGGUUGACCAGCGAGGCCCAGGACGAGCGCAAAGGCUGCUGCAAGAGCUAACAGACGAGCGGCCCCCAUGAAAAUAAAGUUUCUGCACAGGCCAUGUUGAAACAACCUCACGCUCGAGCACGACAUCAUUCACACAAAUUUUGAAGCGCGAGGUACCUGCUUGAGAUAAAACCUCUUUCGCUAUAAAAGCUGAACAGUAGAUCAAUCAAAAGCAAAACAUGUUUUACACUAUAUUUCCUGUGGUGAGCAAUUGGUGCUUAUACUUUAGAUCAAUCAGUUUUUUUCCUUUCUCUCAUCUUCAUAAUGUUAAGGAGCAGCUGUGAAGAUGUGUUGCUUUUCUACAGGAAUGCACUGGGAUUCAUUUUGAAUAAAUUAUUUAUGUCAAUCUGUCUGCAUGUAAUUGAUAAACAAAAAUGAAUGUAUUAGAGGCAUUACACAGAUCAUCUAAAUGAGGGACUAGAGAUGAGGGAUGAUAUUAAAGAAAGAGUCAAAGAGUGUACAGCUGUGGUACUGAGCCUGUGAAUUAAAAGAGUUUUAUAUUGA
Limanda limanda (common dab) is the source of this 1162-nucleotide messenger RNA. RefSeq names its product ras-related protein Rab-25-like. The record is from RefSeq and is a predicted model, not a curated record. Gene Ontology annotation, biological process: exocytosis. The coding region runs from base 38 to 670 and encodes 210 amino acids. NCBI's taxonomy places the organism in Eukaryota, Metazoa, Chordata, Actinopteri, Pleuronectiformes, Pleuronectidae. Gene Ontology annotation, molecular function: GTP binding; GTPase activity. Gene Ontology annotation, cellular component: recycling endosome. The transcript is spliced from 5 exons.